Molecule: messenger RNA, 1509 nt
Organism: Melitaea cinxia (Glanville fritillary)
Lineage: Eukaryota; Metazoa; Arthropoda; Insecta; Lepidoptera; Nymphalidae
Gene: Gale
Product: UDP-glucose 4-epimerase
Exons: 8
Coding region: 42-1106 (354 amino acids)
Biological process (GO): beta-D-galactose catabolic process via UDP-galactose, Leloir pathway
Cellular component (GO): cytosol
Molecular function (GO): UDP-glucose 4-epimerase activity
Source: RefSeq, a predicted model, not a curated record
CCGGCGGCCAUCGUCUCUCACGCACGUUUAAAAUAACAAUAAUGUCAUCAGCGAUCCUCGUGACGGGCGGGGCGGGCUACGUCGGCUCGCACACAGUCAUGACGCUUCUCGAAUGUUCUGACACUUCGGAAUAUGAGAUCGUUGUUAUUGACAGUCUUACAAAUGCAUAUAGAUCUGAGGGCGAGAAAAAACCAGAACCUUUAAAGAGGAUAGAAGAAAUGACAGGAAAGAACAUACACUUCUAUGAAACCGACAUUAGGGAUAAAGAAGGACUCAACAGGAUAUUUUCUAGUCAUAAUAUCGAAUGCGUGAUCCACUUCGCAGCAUUGAAGGCUGUGGGGGAGUCAGUCGAGAAACCGCUGGAGUACUACCAGGCCAACAUAUCUGGGACGUGCACGCUUUUUGAGGCGAUGCGCAAACACGGUGUACACAAGUUAGUAUACAGCUCGUCGUGUACGGUAUAUGGAGAGCCGGAGCAACUGCCUCUGGACGAGGAACACCCUACGGGGCGCGGGCUGGCGAGCCCCUACGGGAGGUCCAAGUACUUCUGUGAGGAGAUCAUGAAGGAUAUCUGCACUAGUGAUGCGAAAUGGAUGAUAGUAUCUCUGCGAUACUUCAACCCUGUGGGCGCCCACAAGAGCGGAAGGAUCGGUGAAGACCCCUCAGGGCUACCGAAUAAUCUCAUGCCUUUUAUAUCUCAGGUAGCUGUGGGUCGUUUAAAGGAACUACUAGUGUUCGGCAACGAUUAUCCAACUAUAGACGGGACCGGGGUUCGAGAUUAUAUCCACGUACAAGACUUAGCGGAGGGACACGUGAAAGCUAUUCAACUGUUCAAACAGUCCGGGUUUAGUGGGUUCCAUGCUGUUAAUUUGGGUACCGGUACCGGCUACUCAGUUCUACAAAUGAUAUCAGCGUUCGAAAAGGCAAGCGGUAGGAAAAUUCCAUACAAGAUAGUAGGGCGUCGUGCCGGGGAUAUAGCUGCGAACUAUGCGGACGUCUCUCUCUCACAGAGGCUACUCGGUUGGAGAGCGACAAGGACGCUAGAUGACAUGUGUCGCGACACGUGGGCCUGGCAGAGUAGUAACCCGCAGGGUUUCAAGAGGUAACAAGUUCUUUGAACGAUAGGCAGGGAAGGACAAAGGAUAAGAAAAAAAAAACAAAGGACCUCUCCACCAAAAUUCUCCAAAUAAAAAUAAUACAUAUCCAUAACAUACACACACGGUCUGUUGCUGACAUGAGCAAGUUUAUGCUAGUUAACAAUUGACUAAUAUAGCUACAUAACUUUAAUUUUUUUGAUACAUAAAUUAAUUAAUACGCUUCAUACAAUACAAUAGUAAAUGAUCGACCACUUAACAUAAUCAACAGAACACAAUGAAACUAUACUUGUACAAACAGUUAAAGAUUGCAAGAAAAGUAAUUUGUUAAGAAGUUCGCUGGGUUUUCCGCUUUUAUUUAUAUAAACAACUAGCUGCCCUGACAGACUUCGUUCUGUCAAAAGUUAAUAUUAAA